Fimicolochytrium jonesii is the source of this 3211-nucleotide messenger RNA. Its product is annotated as phosphoketolase. The transcript is spliced from 7 exons. Gene Ontology annotation, biological process: carbohydrate metabolic process. Gene Ontology annotation, molecular function: aldehyde-lyase activity. The record is from RefSeq and is a predicted model, not a curated record. Lineage: Eukaryota; Fungi; Chytridiomycota; Chytridiomycetes; Spizellomycetales; Powellomycetaceae. Bases 196 to 2988 code for a protein of 930 amino acids.
CCACGUUCUGUUGGUGAACUCUGCUCCGUAUGGAGCGCUUCGGAGUCGGGGACGCAAAGUGCUCGUCACAAAUGCACCAAUCCUUUCUCCUCACUGGCUGCGAGACGGAGCGUCUGUGAUUCUGUGAACGGGGACGGAUGUUCGAUUUUUCACGCGGGCCGCAGGCUUGAACAUGUAACGCCCGGAUGUGACGUGAUGGGGUGUUCAUGUUUUGCGGUGCCUUGUCAUGCAACUUCGGUGCGGAGGAAUGAGGUCCAGAUCUAUAGGAUAUAUGAAUGGUGGGGUAGCCAAAGGGUCUCCUACACAGAAAGCAUCGCAUCGCCAGUCCAGCCCCUCUCACAGCAGCACAAACAAUAUAAUAGCAUCCAUAUUUCUCUGGAGCCGUUCAUAAGAUCGAGAAAGUCAACGCACGAAACAUACACAUUCAACAUGUCACCACCAACGGCCGAAGCCCCGCGCUCCAACGACCAGACGCAGGACGCCACCCGUAAGGGCAAACCAUCAACCGACGCCGACCACCCUGGCCCUCUCCCGCCAGGGAUCUUCAACAAAACGUCCCCACCACUCAACACCGAAAAUUUGCUUGUCCAACUCGAUAUCCAAAAGCUGAUCACUGCCGAAGAUGAGAAGGAUUUCGAAAACAUGCGCAAAGCUCGCCGAGCUGCAAACUACCUUGCGGCGUCCAUGAUCUUCUUGAAGGACAACGUAGAUCUGAAGGAGCCUCUGUCGAAAGAUCACAUCAAAGACAGGCUGCUGGGGCACUGGGGCACAUGUCCGGCCAUCACCUUCAUCUACUCGCACUGCAACCGUCUCAUCCGCAAACAUGAUCUUGACAUGUUCCUCGUAACUGGACCUGGUCACGGCGCACCUGCCGUCUUGGCAAACUUGUACCUGGAGGGGACAUUGGGAAAGUUUGACCAGAGGUAUGCGACGUCUAGCAAGGGUCUCUACGAGCUCCUGCGUGGCUUCUCGUGGCCGGGAGGUUUCCCGAGUCACGUCAACGCGGAGGUUCCUGGCGCCAUCCACGAAGGUGGUGAGCUCGGAUACGCACUCGCAGUCAGUUUCGGAGCUGUUUUCGACAACCCGGAUUUGAUCGUGACCUGCAUCGUUGGAGAUGGUGAGGCCGAGACCGGACCAACCUCGACCGCGUGGCACUCGUACAAGUACCUCGACCCUAAGGAAAGUGGAGCUGUCAUUCCCAUCUUGAACGCUAAUGGGUACAAGAUCGCCGAGCCCACAGUUUUCGGAUCCAUGUCCGAUGAAGAGCUGUCCGCAUUGUUCUCAGGCUAUGGCUACCAAGUCCGGAUUGUUGAGAACAUGGACGUGAUUGAUGCCGACAUGGCUGCGUCCAUGGACUGGGCACACAAAGAAAUCCGCCGCAUACAGCAAGCCGCACGCUCAGGCAACCCCAUUGUCAAGCCGCGCUGGCCUAUGAUCAUUUUGCGUACUCCCAAGGGUUGGACAGGUCCGAAGGAGGUGCACGGCCAUCAAAUCGAAGGAACCUGGCGUUCGCACCAAGUGCCUUUGCCCAAAGUCAAAUCGGAUGACGAGGAGUUCAAAGCAUUGGACGCGUGGUUGAAGAGCUACAAGUUUGAUGAGCUAUUCAAGGAUGGCGUGCCGGUGGAGGACGUCCUGAAGACGUUCCCGAGGAAGGAGAGAAUGAUGGGACUCAACGAGAAGACCUACGCCGGCUACAAACCUCUCGAUCUGCCCGACUUCCGUCCCCUCACCAAACCUCAAACGGUCAAGAUGGAUGAAUGGCAGGCGUGCAUGAACGCAUGUGGGGAGUACCUUGCCCAAGUCAUUGAGAAGAACCCGAAGUCCUUCCGCAUCUUCUCUCCUGAUGAACUCGACAGCAACAAGCUCUCCGGCGUCUUCAAAUCUACGACGCGCAACUUCCAAUGGGACCCUUUCUGCAGCAACAAGGGCGGGCGUGUUAUUGAAGUGCUGUCUGAGCAUCAGUGCCAAGGAUGGAUGCAAGGAUACACCUUGACGGGACGGGUGGCGCUCUUUCCAAGUUACGAGGCAUUCUUGCCCAUCAUCACAACCAUGGUGAUCCAAUACUCGAAGUUUCAAAAGGUCGCUCGUGAAACCAACUGGAGGAAAGAUAUCGGAUCUCUGAACUACAUCGAAUCUUCCACAUUGUGGAGGCAAGAGCACAAUGGCUACUCCCACCAAAACCCGAGCUUCAUCGACGCGCUCGUAGGCUUGAAGACCAACAUGGUCCGCAUCUACCUGCCUCCCGACUCUAACACAUUGCUGACUACUAUCGACCACUGCCUUGCGUCUCGCAACUACGUCAACCUGAUCAUCAGUUCGAAACAGCCUAUGCCGCUCUGGCUUGAGCCUGAGGAAGCGAUUGCGCACUGCAAGGCUGGUGCUUCUAUCUGGCGCCGAUACAGCAGCCAUGAUGGCAAUGACCCUGAUGUUGUGUUGGUUGGAUGCGGGAACGAGACCACGUUUGAGGUUAUUGCGGCGGCGGAGAUGCUCAAGAUUGACGCUCCCAACUUGCGUGUCCGUGUGGUCAACGUCACCGAUCUCAUGAUCCUCAGCGCCACCGGCAGACACCCUCACGCCCUUUCUGACGAAGAGUUCAACGCUCUCUUCACCACCGACAAGCCGGUCAUCUUUAAUUUCCACGGUACCCCCGGCGUUGUUCGUGGGCUUGUUUUCGACCGGCCUCUCAUCGCCGGCCGUCUCGCUGUGCACGGUUACAACCAAGAAGGCACCACCACCACCCCCUUCAAGAUGCUCACAGCCAACGGAUGCUCCCGAUUCGACCUCGCAAUCAACGCUCUGCGCUCGUUCCAGCGAUACCGUGACAGCAGCAAGGCCAACGGCAACCACAAGGAUUUGGCCGAUCGCGGAACCGACCUUCACCUUCUCGUUUCUGAUUAUCAGAGCCGCUUGCAUGCUCAUGACAAAUAUAUCGUGCAAUUUGGCGAGGAUCCCAAGGAAUUGAAGGAGAUUCCCUCCAAGGCCAAGUAGGCGAUUGACUACCUGAUCGCCCAGAGAUGAAAUAUAUUCCGCAGAGUAGCAUCGCAUAGUUUCAUUCAUCAGUUUUGUUCAUUUCUUACUUGUACAUACACUUGAAGUAUCCCCCUUAGUGCCAUUCAAUAUCUGCAAUCUUUCCGAUGCACGUUUUUCCACAAACAUCUUCGCGGCACGUCCCCCACGCUCCCAAACUCAUGUGCACACCAGAUAUGGAAGA